Molecule: messenger RNA, 535 nt
Organism: Gekko japonicus
Lineage: Eukaryota; Metazoa; Chordata; Lepidosauria; Squamata; Gekkonidae
Gene: NTMT1
Product: N-terminal Xaa-Pro-Lys N-methyltransferase 1
Exons: 2
Coding region: 1-282 (93 amino acids)
Cellular component (GO): cytoplasm
Molecular function (GO): N-terminal protein N-methyltransferase activity
Source: RefSeq, a predicted model, not a curated record
AUGGCAACAGUUGCCUUCAUGGAAGGACACCUGACGGACGACGACCUCUCCAACUUCCUGAAGAGGUGUCGGCUCGGCCUUCAGCCCAAAGGCCUCAUCGUCAUUAAGGACAACAUGGCCCAGGAAGGCGUCAUCAUGGAUGACGUGGACAGCAGCGUGUGCCGCGACCUGGACGUGGUCUGCAAGAUCAUCCGCCGGGCCGGGCUCAGCCUUUUAGCCCAAGAAAAGCAGGAUAACUUCCCAGAUGAAAUCUACCAUGUCUACACUUUGGCCAUGAGAUGAGGGCCCUGGAGGCCGGGAGAGAGAGAGAACGCUUUCCCAGAAGCCCUGCGGGAUCGUGUCUUGAGUGAGGAACCUCCUCCAGAGGGCCCCUUUGGAAUGGGCAGGGGGCUGAGACCACCAACCCUAGGAGCCGGUCCAGACAGCGUGGGGUGCACCUUGACUGUUUUACCGAGAUGGGUUUUGGUGGGGAAGAAUUCGAGCCUUUUAUCCUCUGGUAAAGCAGCGGCUUGGAAGAAAAUAUAUUUGUGCUGUU